Messenger RNA from Mucor velutinosus, 1614 nucleotides. RefSeq lists its product as uncharacterized. The transcript has 5 exons. Bases 1 to 1614 code for a protein of 537 amino acids. NCBI's taxonomy places the organism in Eukaryota, Fungi, Mucoromycota, Mucoromycetes, Mucorales, Mucoraceae. The record is from RefSeq and is a predicted model, not a curated record.
AUGUCUAGCCCAUCAAAUCAACCCAAAUCUGAGCCAAUAUCCAUAUUAAAACACACCAAUAGCAACAACCACCACAGCAGCGUCUUGUCAUCAUCCAAUACCAAAAGUGCUCGUAUUGUCUUGAGUGAAGAUGAGGACGAUCACCGCUUGUCUGAUGGCGACAAUGACGAUGACGAACAGACUAUGGAGCCCAUGUCGGCAGAGGCUUUGGAACUGCUCGAAACUGAAAAGGUGCUUAAAGCAGGUUACUUGCUAAAGAAGGGCGAAAAGCGAAGAACUUGGAAGAAGCGCUGGUUUGUACUUCGCACCACUAAAUUAGCCAUGUACAAGGACAAGAAGGAAUACAAACUGCUGCGAAUCAUUGAUUUACACGAAAUCCACAAAGUAGUGCAAGUAACAUCAAAGCACAAGUACAAAUUUGUGUUUGCAUUUGUCACUGCCAAAAGAAUGUACUAUGUGCAAGCAAAUGACCAGCAAGACAUGGAUGAUUGGUUCAAACUAGUCAAUCAAGCCAAGGAAGAGCUACGCUUAUACGACGCAGAUGAUGAUACCAGCUCCAUUGACCGUGACCAGGAGUUUGCCAAAGAUGUCAUUACAUUGUACAAAUCAAACCAUGCUGCCAAUGUCAUGCAAAAUCAGCGACGUCAGUCUAGCGGAACAUAUGAUAAUUCAGCCAGAUCUUCUGUAGCAGGAGCAGCGGCAGGAGGAGGAGGAACAACAGCAACAGCAGCAGCAGGAGGAACACUAGCAGCAUCACCUCCCUCUUGGUCAAAUAAUGAAAUUAUUUCUAAAAUUAAACCUGUGGAUAUUCCAAAGCGCAAGAAACAGACGACAUCACCCAACAACUCACACUCGACUCCACUGAGCGAAUAUGCUCUAGGUCACACUUACCCGCUAUCUCCUUCAUCUGAUCACACAAAUCAAAUGAGUGUCAUUGAAGGCAUUGCAAGCUCAGAAGACGAUGAAGAGUACAGUGUGGAUAGAGCUAACAUUCAGUCUGAAGAGAGCAGAAACAGAGUGCUGAUCGAAGGCUAUCUUUUGAAAUUGGGUCGCAAUAAGGGCUGGAGAAAGCGUUGGUUUGUGCUACGCACGGAUACGUUGGCCUAUUACGAGGACGACAAAGAGUAUUCACCACAUCGCAUCAUUCCUCUACACCACAUCAUUGAUUCUUUGGAAAUUGACCCUGUGAGUAAAAGCAAACAGUACUGCUUCAAACUGAUCAUCCCAAAAAGAAGCUAUGUGCUCUGUGCAUCGACAGAGGAUGACAUGGAUGCUUGGCUGAAUGCACUGGUUGUGGCCAUCAGACGAGCCAAGAAAGAGGAAGCAACAAAAUCUCCUUCGUCAACAACGCCUUCUACACCUCAGCCUCAACAACAUCAACAAUUCCAAUCUCGUCAUUUAUCGCAGAUUCCAGAAAACAAAGCAUACGGUAUUCACAGGGUGCACUCUACAACAUCGUCUGCCGACUCCUUUGAAAAUGCAAGCCAUAUCUCUGGUGUGAGUGGUGCUGGCGGUGUUGGCGGUGCUGGCGGUGCGCUUGGUGGGGCUCCCACUUCGGCCACAUUGGUUCAGCUGCACUCAAGGGCUUCAGAAAGACUUGGUCGUGCAAAGUAA